AUGUCCCAAUCUCAACAAGACAUUGAGGAGUUAUAUGAUCUUUAUACAAAAACUGCUGCUAAUAUUAUUGCUUAUUAUGAAACUAAUGAAAGGAAGAAGAAGUUAAAAGAACUAAGGGAUAUAGUACAAAAUAAUUGUAUUCAAGAUAAAAAAUUAAAAUCAGCAGAAAAUGUAAGAAACCGAUUAUUGGAGUUCUAUUAUGAUGAUGAUGACGAUGAUGUUGCACAAACAAAUAUUAAAUCUGCCUUAAACGAAUAUAAGACAGCCAUAUCUGAAAUUAAUACUGAUGUAUCAAAUGAUGAUAAACUUUUAGAAUUUGAUAAACAUGUGGAAACAUUAUUAGAUAGAGUAGCAGAUAAAGAAACUGAUACAAGUGCAGAAUUACAAUUAACAGGAGGCUAUAUAAAUGUAAUUGAUCCAAUUUCUAAGAAAAGAAUUGUGGAUCCUGUGAAGAAUACUAUAUGUGAUCAUACUUAUGAUCGAGAAAGUAUUACACAAAUACUGAAAAUUAAUAAAAAGACAAGGUGUCCUGUUAUAGGUUGCAAGAGUACAGAAUUUGUAACACUUGCUCAUCUUCGUACAGAUAUUGUAACAAAAGCAUAUCUAGAGAAAAAUCCAGAAUAAUGUUUCAUGAAAAUUUAAUAUUUAACACUGUGUAAUAUUCAUUGUUGAUAAAUGUAUACAAGACCAAAGUUUAGUGUUUAUACAUUAUCAAAACAGAAAUAAAGGCUGCAUGUGAUAUGUCAUGGACCUGAACACAACAUGUGACCUAGCAUGACAUGUUGUACAUUGUAAACAUAUUUCUGUGAUUAGUACUCUAUAAAAAUGUUGG
Messenger RNA from Eufriesea mexicana, 832 nucleotides. Its product is annotated as E3 SUMO-protein ligase NSE2. Gene Ontology annotation, cellular component: nucleus; Smc5-Smc6 complex. The coding region runs from base 1 to 624 and encodes 207 amino acids. The record is from RefSeq and is a predicted model, not a curated record. Gene Ontology annotation, molecular function: SUMO ligase activity; zinc ion binding. Gene Ontology annotation, biological process: protein sumoylation; double-strand break repair via homologous recombination. Lineage: Eukaryota; Metazoa; Arthropoda; Insecta; Hymenoptera; Apidae. The transcript has 5 exons.